Molecule: messenger RNA, 644 nt
Organism: Musca vetustissima
Lineage: Eukaryota; Metazoa; Arthropoda; Insecta; Diptera; Muscidae
Product: mitochondrial import inner membrane translocase subunit Tim17-A-like
Exons: 1
Coding region: 12-524 (170 amino acids)
Biological process (GO): protein import into mitochondrial matrix
Cellular component (GO): TIM23 mitochondrial import inner membrane translocase complex; mitochondrial inner membrane
Molecular function (GO): transmembrane protein transporter activity
Source: RefSeq, a predicted model, not a curated record
ACAUUUAAGCAAUGGAGGAGUACGCCAGAGAACCUUGCCCAUUCCGGAUAGUUGAUGAUUGCGGCGGCGCAUUUGCCAUGGGUUGUAUCGGUGGCGGUGUAUUUCAAGCUAUCAAAGGUUUCCGUAAUGCUCCAUCCGGUAUGAGCCGCAGAAUGCUGGGCAGUCUGUCGGCAAUUAAGACCCGCUCGCCUGUCAUUGCUGGUAACUUUGCCGUAUGGGGUGGUAUGUUCAGUACAAUCGAUUGCACAUUGGUACAUUUCCGAAAGAAGGAAGAUCCAUGGAAUUCGAUUAUAAGUGGUGCAGCCACAGGCGGUAUUUUGGCGGCAAGAAAUGGUGUCCCUGCCAUGGCUGGCAGUGCUAUUAUUGGUGGUGUUCUAUUGGCCCUCAUUGAAGGUGUCGGCAUUCUAUUCACAAGACUUUCAUCCGAACAAUUCCGAAAUCCCUUACCGCCAACCGAAGAUCCAAGUGCGUUAGGUGCAGCUGGUUUUGGCCAACCACAGGGCAGUCAGGGACAGUAUCAAUAAGCAUAGCUAUCGAGAAUAUACCUAAUUAAAUUAUCCGUACUUGUAAUUAGAAACAAACUAAUCUGUUUACCAAAAUUAACAUAACAUAAUUAGCAUAAGGAUGUUAAGAAUGUAUUUAAA